Molecule: messenger RNA, 969 nt
Organism: Passer domesticus (house sparrow)
Lineage: Eukaryota; Metazoa; Chordata; Aves; Passeriformes; Passeridae
Product: TOG array regulator of axonemal microtubules protein 2-like
Exons: 8
Coding region: 1-969 (322 amino acids)
Biological process (GO): microtubule cytoskeleton organization
Cellular component (GO): cilium; cytoplasmic microtubule
Molecular function (GO): microtubule binding
Source: RefSeq, a predicted model, not a curated record
AUGGGAGACAAUCUGCUGGGUGUGGCACAGCCUGCACAGCAGGUGCAGCUCCUGCCAAAAGGAGUCUUGAGCCGUCACGCCCAGGUGCGGAAGUGUGGGGCCGAGCUCCUCCUGUCCCUGAUGGAGAGAAUUGGAGUCACAAAGCUGGCAGGCACAGCCAGGGCUGAGAGGCUGGCACACGUGGCAGGGAAGCUUGCUCAGGACUGUCACCAGGACACAAGGCAUUAUGGACAGGAGAUGGUGAAGAUGUUGCUCAAUCAUCAAAAAUUUAAAAUGCUUUUGGAGCGAUCUCUUUCCACCCAUGACCUGGAAGAUAUUCUGACAAGAAUGCAGAAGAAAGGGAUGGAAAACCAGAAGGCUGAAUGCCCAUCUGUCAAGGAGCUGGUGAAGAAGAGGAACGAUGGCUCCAAGAAGCCCCAGGCCACAUUGUCUUCUAGCAAACAGGUGAAAUCUACCUCUGAUGGAUGCCUCCUACACCGUGCACAAGCCCAGGUCACGUUACCUCCGGUUGAGGAAGAAACGGAGCUGCUCCAGAAGCUUUACAAUCUCCUGGAGGCCAACGGGUUUCAGAUGCGCAUGGAAGGAGUGUCACUCCUCCAAGACCUGUGCAAAACCAGCCCCCAGCUCAUCUCCACUAACAUUGUCCAAAUUUUUGAAUAUUUUGUCCUGAGAAUAUCUGACAGCCACAAGAAAGUGAAGCAGAAGGCGCUGGACGUGCUGGCUGAAAUCACAGGCGUCCUGAAAGAUGCCUUGAACCCGGUGAUCAUUGGUUUGGUGGAAGGAAUAACGAAGAACCUGAACUCCAAGGACCCCAGGGUUCGUGCCGCAGCUGUGAAAGCGCUGGAAGAAUCCAUUGCUCAUUUAGAUAAAGUGUCACUGCUGAAGGAGUUCAGCUACCAGUGGAAUCAACUGAGUGGCCAAGCUCUGCUGGAUGUCACGGAGUGUAUCACAGAGCUGUGCAGCACCUGA